Messenger RNA from Encephalitozoon romaleae SJ-2008, 708 nucleotides. RefSeq names its product DNA-directed RNA polymerase III subunit C34. Bases 1 to 708 code for a protein of 235 amino acids. The record is from RefSeq and is a predicted model, not a curated record. Gene Ontology annotation, biological process: transcription by RNA polymerase III. Gene Ontology annotation, cellular component: RNA polymerase III complex. NCBI's taxonomy places the organism in Eukaryota, Fungi, Microsporidia, Unikaryonidae. The transcript has a single exon.
AUGAAAAGUGUCUUAGAUUUCAUAAGAAGUCGUCCCGAAGGUGUAGUUGAGGAGGACCUCUCUUUGGAGUUUCCUAAGAUGUCGAAAGUAGAUAUUGCAAGAGAGUUGAAUGAAUGCCUUAAACGCCAAGAGAUUAGCCUCUUUAGAGAUAAAGGAGUUCUGUAUUACAAGCCAUCGCCGGUCAAUAUAGAUGACUAUGAGCUUACGAUAUAUAACUUGGUGAGCCAAAGUGGAAAUGAGGGCGUUUGGUUGAAGGUGAUAAAGGACAAAACCAACAUGCCGCACAAUUUGAUUGGAAAGGUCCUUAGAAGUAUGGAAAGCAAGAGAAUUAUCAAAUCCGUUAAAUGCCUUAAGAACAAUAGAAAGGUUUAUGUUUUGUAUGAUGAAGUUCCUUCUGAAGAAAUCACAGGAGGUAUAUGGUUUCAGGACAAUGACGUAGAUGCAGAAUGUGUGACUCGAGUCUUAGAAAUUAUACAAUUAUUUCUAGAGAAAAGAUUGAACGGAAACCUAGAACUUCCAGAAUACGAAGAUAAUCCGGCCCUGGAAGAAAUAAUGAGCUAUGUUAAGAAUCUCAAUAUUCUGUCUGUUCCCUUAAGAGCUGAAGAUCUCGAAACAUUGGUAGAUAUACUUGUAUUUGAUGGCAAGGUGGAGAAACUCCACUCAGGGUCUGUCACUAGGUAUAGAGCCCUUAGGCAAGGUGCUGAAUAA